ACGACAAGCCAGGUGUGUCGGCUUGCUCUCUUUCAUUCAUUUUUGCGAGUGUUUACACACUUUUCGGUGUUAAUAUCAGGCUGUUUUCGAUUUGGUUAAAUGUCAGGUCUAGAUACAAGCUCUGGUGUGAGCGAAAAUGAAGAGUUGUUUAAUUUACCAACAGUACAAUGACUGAACAAUCUUUUACGCUAUUCAUUUUUUUUAUCCUGGGUUUUACCGCAGCCGAUUCAUAUCUUUCUUCUUCCAGACCAUGCCAAGACCGCAGGUUUGCUCUUGACUUUCCUAGCACGAGUGGGAAUGGUUUUGCAAGUUCCCCUGUAGAAGCAACACGUCCACUCACGGCGUUCACUCUAUGCAUGAGGAUAAACAGUACCAACACUGGACAAAUAUCUCUCUUCAGCCUCUAUUCACAAGACAACUCAGGGAAGGAAAUGGAACUAGUAGACAUUCGUCGUGCUGCUUCAGAUAUAACGGUCAAGAUCGGGACUAAUGAAACGACGUUUUCCGGUGCUUUCCGUCAGAGUUUCUGUUUGACUUGGGACAGCGACAACGGGAAAGUCUUCCUCUUUCCUAGCGGGAACAGCGAUUACGGUGUAGCUGCCAAAGGGUACAGGAUUCAACCAAAAGGGACCGCUUAUAUUGGUCGUAAGCCUGCAGGUCUCCUUCGCUUUGAUGGAAGUAUUGGUGGGGUGAAUGUCUGGGAUUACGUUCUUCCCCGUCCAGCUAUUUACGCACUGACUACCCGAUGUGGAGCGGAGGCAGGAAAUGUCCUUCAAUGGUCUUCCACUAGUUGGCGGAUUACUGGAGAUGUACGAAUCAGUGAGGAAAUUUGCCCCACUCAAGCGGAUUUGACUGGAGGAGUGUUGGAUGCGUCAGCGUAUUGGAAGUUGGAUGGACAGAAUAAGAACGUCAGCCUACAGUACUCUGCCGUUUAUUUAGAGGGAACGUCAAAAACAACCAAUGCCUUGUACCUCGAUGGGACAAAAGCUUUUGCACAAAUACCAUCACUUCAGCUGGAAAAGACGUUUACUAUCGCAUGCUGGGUUCGACACAUGAACACCUACUCACCAUUUCGCGACGUCUUGAUAUCAGAUAAGAAAAGCAACGAUAACAGCACCAGUAUCAUAUUAGAGCUAUCCACUGAUCGUCGGAUUACCCUCACAAGAAGAAAGACGACUGGUGAAGACGUAAAGUGGACACUGGGGAAUAACGCUUUGCCGAGGAACGAGUGGCAUCACGUUGGCGUUACCUUUGAGGCAAGCCGGUAUGUUAUGCUGUGGAUAGACGGAAAGCUACUGGACCAACAGAAUGUCACUUCAUCAGAUUUUCUUCCUGGGUCUUCUCAGACAUGGGAUAUCGGUGGAGAUCAGUCUGACAGAUACGGGUAUUUCCAUGGCUAUAUCAGCAAUCUCUUCAUCUUCUCCAGGGUGGUGGACUCAUGGCCAAGAAUUAUGGCUUUUGACACGUUUUCUAGCGAAUUCUCGAGAUGGCUUCCGUUGUACCCCACACCCCAUAGCCCAGCUAUUCAAACACGAGAGCAGACUACCGCCGAGCUCGGCACUUGUUAUGAAACACGCAAUUAUACUUAUGUGGACUGUUUUGGGGCACUUCUCUCCGGCAAUCAUGAUGCCAUCAUCACCGUACCAGACCCCUUCACCGGGAUCAUGACCACCAUGCACUGCGAUCACUCCACCAAUGGAGGAGGUUGGACUAUUAUCGCCAGAUGGCCCCAAAACACGUCUUCGGAGCGUCCCGAUAAAGAAUACGAGAAAGGAUUCGAUGACAGCGUGACCGGGGAGUAUUUUCUUGGACUAAAGAUGAUUGCAUGGCUUACUCAAUACCCAAGUCAACUGUUGACCACCUACACCAGCAGUUCCGUCACGACUUACGCCUUGUAUGAUUCGUUUCGUUUGGACAGCACAUCGUACGAGGCUUCCUCUGCGGGUUUUUCUGGCAGUGCUCAAGAUACGAUUUUGUCGGAAAUUAUAGGCGAUAAAAACAAGGAUAGUGUAUUCAAACUAAGACCUAGAAGAGGAAUUGAAAGCGACUACAGCAUAUUGUUCAAGCGUUCGAGAGAAGCAAAUGAUUCUCUUGAAGUGAAUGGCUUGGUUGAACUAAAAUUCUUCACAGCUUGCUUGUGGACCAAGCUAAGAAAUAAGAACACCGGAUCACUGUUUUCGAUAAGGGACUCGAAUGACUUUAUCACUGCGCGCAUAGGACCAGACUACAGUAGCAUCCAAAUUGUUAACUCAAAAAGCAGUUUCGAUUUCAGCGUCGAUCUUCAUGGAGAUCUCUUUGACGACCGUUGGCAGCAUUGGUGCUUCACGUUUGACUCGCAGCGGCCAUCACCAUCAGCUAGUAUCUCUUUAUACCACGAAGGCAGAUUGCAACAAAAGAAGUUCUACAAUCUGAACCCUAUUCGCUAUGGUGGAACCUUAUCCAUUGGAAUGCAUAAAACUCUAGAUGACGAUCUUCGCAAGUUGAUUGGUCACAUUGCGCAUUUCAACUUGUGGGAUAGUGUCCUUACAGAUGACGUCAUAGCUCGGUCGGCCCGAGGCCCUGGCUUGUUCUCUGGUAAUGUGGUUCCUUGGACAGUUCUCAGAUCCUGGGUAUCGGGGAAUGUUCCUGUGCUUUACCCAGCGUCUUGUCAUCUCCAAGAACUAUACCAUUGGGGAUAUAGUACAGCAAAUGAAUCUCAACUCGUUGAUAAGGUACAAGCGAAGCUGGCGUGGAUAGAGGGUGGACGAGUUGAUAAACGCACUGAUGAAUGGGUGAUGGAGGAUCCGGCACGGCUAGUCACAGGACACGUAGGCCGUGCGGACUCUGGGGUGUCAGUAUCGUUUUGGAUGAGGCAACAAGCACUUAUAUCACAUAUCCUUGGGGAUAACCAAGUGUUUCAUGAUUUACUGCGUUCCUGGCUCGAACCUCAUGUGGUACCCUGGACUUCCUGGAAACUCUGCUAUUCGUCCACCACAGAUGGAUGGUUCAUGUCCAGAUUCCACCGGCAGUGUGAUUACAUGGGUCCUACUCUAACUUUGAUGAGAUCAGGAGAGAACGUGUUUGGCGGGUUUAUUCAUCACAGCUGGGGAGAUUUCGCAGAGCUCGAUGGCUACUUACCCAGCUCCUCGGCAUUCCUCUUCGCUCUGAUCAACCCGUAUAAUCUGCCUCCGACUUACUUCCCGGUAAAACAACCGAAAUCCAGUCAGGCAGGCCGGUGGAACAGGUUUUUAGGUCCCACGUUUGGUAUCGAAGAUCUGGUUUGUCAAGAGGAGCGUCAUGGCCGCUAUGUGUGUUCCAGUAAUGUCGGUAGCGUCUACGCGAUGCAAGAGAAUUUCAAUAAGGUUACAAACGGUAGCAGCGUGUUCACGGGCAGUAGAUGGUUCAUAUUAGACGAAAUGGAAGUGUUUUUCUAUAAUGAUGCAAAUCUUGACAGUAUAAACGUCUCAUUGACAUCCGCUUCCUCUGCUCGGUACGGGUAUGCUCCCAUCCAAGGCCUUCUAGCAGCAGGUGCUAGUCCCGCGCGUGCAUGGUGCUCAGCCGACAGUAAUGGCUACCUCGAGGCAGAAUGGGGUCAGUACCACACUGUGACCCAUGUCACCGUGGAGGGACUCUCUCCUGGGAACUUCACCAAAUCGUUCAAUAUCAGCUACGCGUUGCAUAACAGCUAUAUGAGUGAAGAGUGGAAUAACAUUCCAGACGUUUUCUUGACAAGAAGAGGGGGCCUGGCCACCACACAUGCAUUCUCGCCGCCUCUACACGCAUUCAAGAUGAGGUUUUACCCAAUCACGUGGUCGGGCGCGUGGCCAUGCAUGCGCGUAGCUAUUUUCUCCGCUCACAAGCGUUGUGGGUCCGCGCAUGGCAUGGAAAAUGAGAAGCUGAUUCCAGACGAGAGGUUGACUGCGUCGUCGACAUUUCAGAUAGAGAAACUUGAUAAAAUGCACGAGUACCGCUGGCCGCGUCAAGGCCGGCUCAAUAAUAACCAAGGUGCCAAGAAAUGGGUGCCUUCCGCAAUGGAGACUCAAGAAUGGUACCAGGUAGACCUGGGCAAGGAAAACCAGGAAAUCACUUGUGUGGCCAUCCAACCUAACUCUAAUCACGAACAAUAUAUCAAAGGCUUUGAAGUGCCGUACAGUAAUGACGGAGCUGCGUGGGAAAUUUUAAAGGGGUAUAGCCAUGUUAAGCAUCAAUUUAAAGCGAACUACAACAACUUACUAAAUAGUUUCACAACAUUUCCAAGAUCUGUCCUGGCGCGUUUUCUAAGAAUCCAAAGUACAGAGUGCGAGAAAUACUGUACCCUGCGUAUGGAGUUGUACGGACGAAAUAUAGGGAUACAACAGAACAUAACAGGUUUGUCCAUAAACUUCCGCCGAGGUAAAUACGAUGUACAAUACUCCACGGCAAAGCAAACAUGGCAGCUCUUGUACCCAGUGAAAGAAGGUCUAAGUCACGUGAUAAUCACGUGGUCAGAGGCCAAUGGGCUGAAGCUGUUUCUCGAUGGUGUUUUAAAGAGACAUAGUAUAAAUCCUGUUAACAAGACUACUAUCAGUUCUCCCGUGAACAGCGAAGCUAAGAUCGAGAUUAAGACGUCGCCGAGAGUUGGCCCUGGUCAGCUCCCAGUGGCUCUUGGUGCGCUGAAGGUCUGGCCAGCAGAACUAGGACAAGAGCAAGUCAAGGGGCUGUACCAGUCAGCCGUCUGCGACUUUGAGAGUGGUUUGUGUAUUGGCUCAGUCUUUUCACCGGUCACAAAUUCUUCCUGGAUCCGUACUCUAUACUGUGUAAACACAAACAUGCCAGGGAAUUGUACAGAUGGAUCCAGAACAGGGUAUUUCCUGAUGUUAAAGUCGUCACAAGGGCUUCACGGCCAAUCAUCUAUGAUUAAUACGACCAAGCUGGUCAGCAGAUAUUCUUGCUUCACCUUUCAAUACCUUAUGCUCGGUUCAGAUGUUGGCCGGCUUAACGUUUAUCAGAUCGGUUACCAUGGAAAUAAGACAUUUUUAUGGAUGAUGUAUGGAAACCAAAGCGAAGAAUGGCAGGAUGCAAGGAUACCGUUAUCAUCUGUACAUGACUUCAAGGUGACCCUUGAAGGCGUGUCAGGCGGUUCGUAUCAAGGCUUCAUUGCAAUUGACAACGUCACGGUCACCAUAGAAAGCUGUAAGACACACCCUCCGAUAGCCCAACCGAAGGCAGGAGUUUUCAGCUCCUCCAUGCUAAGGCACAAGGCCACGCUAAGGGAGAAUAUCACGGGCAUGCUUGCCACACAAGGGCAGGGGUCUCGCUCGUGGAUGCCGUGUUACAGACUACGUAGCAAUGGCGCAGACCUGACCACAUUCGACAAGCUCUGUACCGGCAAGGGCCCCACUGUCACUGUAGCCCGCACUGGGAAUGCUCUUCUUGGUGGUUUUACAGAACAGAGCUGGAACCAGGAAAUAAAAAACCCUGAUGCCUACAGCCUCGAUUUCUCGGCCAGUGGUGAUAAGUACGUCUCACGGGCGGUGCCGACUCGCCUGAACGCAAUCACACUGUCCAUCUGGUUGGGGUUCCUAUCGGAUUCCUUGUCAACGAUUGUGUCAGCCACGAACUUGACGUUAAAAUGCUUGGCAAAUUCCAUACAAGUCCAAAAGACACUCUAUUUGACCUUACAGAUAGGAAGCACUGAAGUACAAACCAGCGCCUUGAUAAGGGAGUCCGGCUGGCACCACGUCUGCGUAAUGUGGGAGAAUGGGGUCAAGUCUGCCGCUAUUUACGUAGACGGAGUCAUUCUCGCUGAACAAGCCACUGCGGACGAUAUCAUUAUUGAAAAGGAUUCUGAAGUGUACUUCGGUAACCAUAACUUCGGAGGCAAGCUAAGUCAGAUCAACGCCUGGUCAUUCCGGGUUAGCGGGCCCUUCGUCGCGUUGCUUGCCAGUGGCUGUGGAAGUAUAUCCCAUGGGGACGUGUUGGCGUGGUCGUCCUUUAGAAAUAGCAUUGUGGGUGAUGUUAAGAUCAUCUCAUCGGGAUGCGAGGAUAGCUCAGCAUUUGAUUACGAGGUGUUUUUCUCGUACAAGCAAGGCGAGCGAGGCUUUAUUUCUAUCCCGAAUAUUACGAUCAGUAACACCUUCACGCUUAGUUGGUGGAUGCUUGUCCAAAGUGUUCAGCGCGUUUACGUCAUGACAAGUGUUGGUAAUCCAGGCUGUGGUGCGUCACCCACCAAGGUCUACCUGAAGGUGUGGUUCGAGUUUGACGGAGUCAAGAGGAAGUUCCAUUUGUCCAUUAGUCCUCCAUGUGAGACGGAAACACAAGAAUGGGAACUUGAAGUACCAGAUAAGCUUGGUGAUCUGUUUUGGCAUCACAUCGCUGUCACUCACUCGAGUGGCAAAGUGCAGCUGUUCAUUGACGGUACAUUAAAGGGGGAGACCCAGUUGGCACUAAAAAACAUUAAUGCUACAGGUAGUAAUAUCGUCAUCUGGCAAUUUCCAAAUGAUGGCUUGCUCAAUGGAAGCGCGGAUGCGAUCACUGGUUCCGGUGGUAGACUUUCUAGUUUUAAUAUGUGGAAUGUCCAGUUUGACCGGGAAUCCAUUGAACUGUUGGCGACUUCGUGCGGGGAAUAUCGAGGAAAUGUCAUCGGCUGGGAUUCGCUGCAGAAACGAGCAGUUGGAGCACGGGUGCUGAUGAGGGCCGGCUGUAACAGCGACAACUACCGACCUGAUUCCAAGGCCUUUGUUUACUACAACGGCUCGGCGGCCAUGCGCGUGCGCACUCAUUACUCACAUGUCGCAACCGCUGACAUAGAUUAUCAAGGACCGGUGUUUGGAAAAUUCAGCGAUAUUUCCAUAGGAAUAGGAGGAAACAUGAGCCGUGGAAAUGUCCAGGACUUUCUUUCUUUCGAGGAAAACGCUCAUGAUCCCGGACGCUUUGUGUUUGAUGAUGUGGAAGUGCUUUAUCAAAAAGAGUCACUGUGUGAGCCCGCGUGUCCGUAUAAUCAACAAUGCGACGAGGUCAGCGGUGGCUGUCAGUGUACGCUGACGAACAAACCAACUGGACUUUGUAAUAUAUAUUCUAAAUACGCGAAUGCGACUCACUUUUGGCCGUUAGAUGAUACCCGUGACACGGUCAACUGGAAUGGCAGAUAUUGGGACAAGCACGUGGAUGGCGCUGUUUACCUGACUCGAGGAGUAAAUAACCACGCCCUUUGCACCAACGAGCAUAUCUACCUGGAUACCCAUCACACACUUUGCUACAAGAACUCGCCACCUUCUUGCCCCUCGGGGUACACAUUCUCAAUUUGGAUGAAGACCGAAAAAGAUGGCAACCCGCUCAAUAUGGACAAAUUUAUACUUAUAUAUUUGAUUAGCAGUGCUCGUUUUAUGGUUGUUUGUAGAACCACAGGUGAUAAGUUUGUGUUUGACUUUUCUUAUAACAUCUGGAUUCAUUUGGUCAUAACCUAUGACAAGCCGUCCCUACUGAGAUUGUAUAAGAAUGGUGAAGAGUUGACCAAGGUCGAUUCAAUUGACAAAGAAUCUAGCACUUUAAAGCCAGUGGAUAUGAGCAAAGGCUGCUUUGAUGACAUUGCGUUCUGGGACCGUCCCCUGUCUCAUUCACAGGUUGUGGACCUGUACGAAUCGUACACCAAAAAAAGCGGCUUUUCUUUAAGUGUGCAAGCCGUACUUACUUCAGAGACCUGGUAUUCUGAUCACCAAAACCCCGACAGCGAAGCGUACCAGUCCCUUCGUGCCACUAUACAAGACAACGUUCAAAACUGCUAUUCGAGCCAUAGCGGCGUCACCAGCCAAGUCACCACCAUCUCGUUCAGAGAAAAAGACGGUAAGGUGAUGGCGAACUUCUCGAUUCAACAUUACGGACUGACAAGUUAUCUCCCUAUUGCUAUGGUAACCGAUAACAUGACAACAGAUUAUCGAUUGGGUUCGAUACCUGUCAGUGACGCCCGCUACUCAUCCCCUGACGUUUCUGUCAACCCGCCGUCUAACGUCACGGUAGUUGCCAAUGCAACAUUUUUGGUAGUGUCUUGGACUCCUCCAGAUAUGGCCGAAGAUGUUGCAUCCAUAGCACAGGGAUACCGCGUCUACUGUCGACAGUCACCCUCCAAAAGUCAUGUGGUCACUCUGCCUGGUUUCGUCACCAGUGCCCAGUGCGUGAAUUUGACGUUAGAGACCACAUACGAGGUGACGGUGGCAUUUUACACGCUACGAGGGGAGGGGAGAAUGAGUGAUGCCGUCCGUGCUACCACUAGUGGAGAGCUCAUUGCACCCAAUAACUUCACGGUAGAUCACGUGAACAGCACGUGUUUUACUGUCACUUGGCAAACUGUAUCCGUAGCUCAGGGUUAUAGGCUGUAUUACGAACAAGCCUCCAAGCUGAGCCUAUCAGAGGAUGAGGAACAGAUUCUACUGAAGUGCAUUCAACAUGAUAUCAACCCUUCAGCUACAAGCGCAACGAUUUGCAAGCUGCGUCCACACACCAUGUACAUAAUGGCGAUUCGCGCGUAUGAUUGGCGCGCAGGACCGACCUCGGAACCUAUAAACGUCACGACACUUGAAGGAGUUCCCAGUGGAUACCCCACGAAAAUAAGUUGCCUCAACGCCACCUUGACCAGCUUGGCGGUGCAGUGGCAAGGUAUCCCCGAUAACGCUUCGAACGGCGUUAUAAGGGGCUAUCACUUGAGUUAUCGCCUCAAGGACUCGAUCAACUCGACAUUCUCCGUAUCCAUCGCAGCAUGCCAUUACGUCACGCUCGAUGGACUUGGCGGGUCCAAGGCGUACGUCAUCACCGUGGCAGGGUUCACAGCGGCUGGGAACGGAUCCUGGUCUGCCCCUGUCGUGUGUUGGACUGCGGAAGAGGCCCCUUCCUCGUAUCCUAGCAACAUCACAAUUACCAACGUUACCAGUACCACAUUGAGCCUGCAGUGGGGCCCAGUACCAGCGGAAUACCGCAAUGGACUGAUUGUGAGUUAUACAGUGCGAUACCAUAUCAGCGGUAACUCCACUUACAAAGAGAUGAUGAUCGCCAACUGUAACCAGUCAGCGGUGAUAAUCAAUCUGCGCAUGUUCACUCGGUACAUUCUACUCGUACGCGCGUCCACCAAGGUAGGAGGGGGCCCGUGGAGUGAUGUUAUCAACGUGACCACACAAGAAGGAGCCCCCGCUGUGUCACCACCCAAUGUCCGUGGCUACAACACGAGCUCCACAUCUAUAACAGUCACAUGGGGGGACAUUCCCACGGGCGAACUGCACGGUAUUCUCCGCUACAUAGUGGUGGUGUACCACAGGGCCGAUGAUCGGACCACCACCCAAGAGUAUCGGCACCCUAUGACAAGCUACCACAGCAGCAGAAGACGCCGUCGCUCGGUGGAUAGCAGUCAGAUGCUGACGAUUGGCAACCUGACCAAAUAUACGAUGUACACGAUCCGGGUAGGAUUGUAUACUCUCACCCUUGGCCCGCUUAGUCCCGCUAUCAACGUCACAACUGAUGAGGAUGUACCUAGCAUGCCCCCAUUGAAUCUGACGGUGACCAACAUAACAACAAGUAGCUUUUUCGUUUCCUGGAGUCCCCUCCCAGCAGACAGCGCUAACGGGGUCCUACUUGGAUACGUCUUGCGCUGGUAUGAGGUGGACAAUUCGACGGGAGAGGCAAUAGAACGCGUAUACACUGCAGCGUACAACGAGUUGUUCUAUACUGUGAAUGGCCUCAGGCCUUACACUCUGUACUUGGUCAGUGUGGCGGGGUACACUCAGCGAGGAAGCGGAGCAGUCAGCCAAAAGCCAGCCACAACCGUCCAGAAAGCCCCUGAUGGUCCUCCAUUGAAUGUCACUGGUGAACCGCUCUCGACUCACGAAAUCCGAAUCACGUGGCAACCUGUUGCUAAGCAGCAACAAAAUGGCUUGAUCACGUGGUACCACGUGGUGCUUUAUGACAUCACCAAAAGUGUUAAGGUGCGCGAAGCGAAUGCAACUGGAUCCUUGAUUUUUGUAGAUUUCGUUGGUCUCUCUGUGAAGACAAACUACACUGUGCAUGUCCGAGCAUUCAAUAGCAAAGGUGCCGGGCCAUUCAGCGAAUGGAAAGAAGUUUCUACUGGAAAAGCAGUGCCUAACCUCCCACCCGCAAACGUGACCGCACGCGCUACCGGCAGCACCAGCGCGCAUGUGCAGUGGAGUAACCUUCACCUGUCACUAAUCGGGGCGAUCCGUGGCUACCGCGUAAGAUUUACGGGUGUCAAUCACCCGUUCGCCGCCACGCGGACCACCGCUGUGCCGUACUCAACGCAGGAAACUAACCUGACGGGGCUGUACAUGUAUACGUUGUACGAGAUCACAGUCGCUGCGUUCACCACCCGUGACGGAAACUACAGUGACCCCGUGUACAUCACCACGGAGCAAGGAGUUCCUUCAGUGGCUCCUGGUAACAUGGACAUCUCGCUUCUAAGUCCUUCCGUCAUUUCCAUCGUGUGGGACCCGAUACCCGCGGGAUACCGUAAUGGUGAAAUAACGGCUUACCGAGUACGGUACCGGAGGCGUGGGGAGAGCGAGUAUGUGACGAGGAUUACGGCAGCGACGGACAUCAAGCUUACGGGAUUACAAAUGGCGGAGCAGUACGAGAUAAGAGUAGCGGCCGGCACUGUCAAGGGCUAUGGGAACGAGACUGUUCACAUGGUACACACGGGAGAAGACGUGCCUGGCCAAGCUCCAUCAAACAUCACCGCCCAGAACCGGACCACUCUAACCACCAUACCGGUUUCCUGGGUACCAGUGCCUACCGAACACAUGAACGGCGUGCUGACUGGGUACUACAUCCGGUACGUCCUCGUGCGUCUGGGUGACGAGACGGUCAGCACGCAGGAGCACGUUGGAUUGGAUGUUCCCCCGGACAACACGUCUGCUGUACUGAGGGAUCUUCGAGCGCUCGCCGUCUAUCGCAUCGAAGUGGCCGCUAGAACAAGAAGGGGAGUCGGUCCAGCCGGGGUGACAUUUGGAGAGACCUGCAGAUGUAAGAGGAACUUAACGACCAACUGGCGCCAGUACAAGCCCUACGUGACUACAACUGUGAACGGCAGUCCAGGCUUGAUCAUUCCCGUCAUGCUUCAGGAGAUGUUGGUUCAAUGUUGUGGGAGUUGCGCUGAUCACGGCCAAUCACGGCUUGAUCUUACUGUGGACGGGCACAACAAUACGGCACAGAAGAAAACUAUUGAUGAGCUCUUGAAUACCAUAGACGGCGAGACUGACUUCAGCUUCCCUGUACAUGGCUACAAAGGCCAGGACUCGUACAAACGCGGCCUAGGUUACACCCCGAUGGUAGAGUCGCCUGGCGCAGCUUUCGUGGUUGGACAAGUAGACACUACGGCAGCACGAGCCGCCAUGUUUGACAAGGUGAUUGGGACCUGGCCUGUCAUUGUACUACCGCUGGUCAUGGCGUACAUCGCAGGAGCCGUUAUGUGGUUCCUGGAUUCUAAGAUGAACCCCGGGCACUUUCCCCAGUCGUUCAUCCACGGGACGUGGGAGGGGCUAUGGUGGUCGUUCGUGUCAAUCACUACUGUCGGGUACGGUGAUCGCUCCCCCGUCAGUUACUCAGGCCGUAUCUUUGCGGUCAGCUGGACUCUAACUGGCAUCAUCAUCGUCUCUCUGGCCACUGGAGUGCUCACCACCUCGCUCACAGAAAUCACUCUCAAGAGUAAAUCGCGCAUCUAUGGGACCAAGAUUGGGGCAAUCCAUAACAGUCCGGAGUAUUUUCUUGGAUUGAGGAAGAACGGCUAUUACGACGAAGAACAUCCGUACCACACCCUGGAUGAGGUGGUAGCCGCCAUCAAGUCUCGGAAGGUGGAUGGUGCUCUAGUCGACUCGUUUGCCGGCGGUGCUCGUCCAGAUCUGUUUGACACAUCCGCCCUUAGGGUCGUCAAGGCGUUUGACGACAAGACAGCUUACGGAGUGGUGACGUCAGGAGAUGCUAUACAGCUUCGGCAUUGUUUCCAUGGUUACACAUCUGUCAAUCGUGUGCAGAUCUUCGGCAGGAUCAAGGCUAACGUACAACCGAUGAAGGGAGCAGGUAAACCCCUUCCCGUCCAGCUCUCCACAGGCCUGUUCGACAGCACCAGUAACCUCUUUAAGAACACCCUGCGAAUACUUGCCGUAUGGCUUGUUAUUAUUGUCAUGGCUGGCCUCGCUUACGAACUCCGGCGUCGACUAAAGAGCUAUCGUAAAGUUCAAGCAGAGAUGAAUUUACAAGACAGAAGAAGAAAAAAGCUCAUAACAGAGAUGCGUACAAGACUAGAAGAAUUUCACGCGCGCAUGACACGCAUGGUUGACGAAAUGAAGAGCCGACAUCUUGCUGAGCUCAGCCGAGCAAUAGCACGCAAGAAAUGGCUGGAUGGUUUGCAAGAAAAACAGCCUGCAGGCCAGGCAUUUGAUAACGUCAAAAUUGAGGAUGUAAGCUUAUAAAGAGAGAGCGCUUGUUUCCGGGCCCAAAGACAUCGAGGUAGCAUCGUCAAAUUAUCUAGAUCACCAAACAUAGAAAAUUCAUGUUCAUUUGAUCAUCGCCACAAGAAACGCAAAUUCAAAUAACACAAGACAGUAAGACCAUAGUGAAGCUAGCGGGCAACUUAGCGGGCAACCCGGUGAAGCUUACGGCUCUUCAUAUAAUCGCAUUUAACGGCUGACGAUCACAGGCCAUUAUGUACGAUAAACUCAUCCUGCGAUCGUACUCGAUUAUAUAAAACCGGCUCAAAAGGGCAAGAGCGACGCGCGCAUGCUAUGCAUAUUGAAGUAAUAAAAUGCAUUUAACGUGUA
Nematostella vectensis (starlet sea anemone) is the source of this 12770-nucleotide messenger RNA. RefSeq lists its product as uncharacterized. The transcript has 51 exons. The coding region runs from base 168 to 12422 and encodes 4084 amino acids. Gene Ontology annotation, cellular component: external side of plasma membrane; signaling receptor complex; membrane. Gene Ontology annotation, biological process: cytokine-mediated signaling pathway. NCBI's taxonomy places the organism in Eukaryota, Metazoa, Cnidaria, Anthozoa, Actiniaria, Edwardsiidae. The record is from RefSeq and is a predicted model, not a curated record. Gene Ontology annotation, molecular function: cytokine binding; cytokine receptor activity.